CGGCGAUUAAUAUCAUCCACGUGUCACAAUCUGCUAAGGCAACUGACCCUGCUCCCAAAUUUUCUCCUCCGUUUCUUUCUGCACUCUACAAGCCAUCAGUUUAAGCCCUGUUUGGCUUCGCCGGAGAAACCGAGGAAUAUUCCACGAUAACACGGUUACUAUAGUUACAUUUACUUUAGUGCCCAACAUUCCUCGGGAAGGUUUUUCAGUUCUUUCAGAAUGGAAGCAGCAGACGAUAAUCCGAAGACAGCAACAUCGAUUCUCCAUGGAGACCUUGAUUUAAGAAUAAUCGAAGCUCGAAGGUUACCAAACAUGGAUUUAGUAUCAGACCGUCUUCGUCGAUGUUUUACUGUAUUUGACUCGUGUCGGGAUCCAUGCUCCAAAGAGAGAAAAGAACAGCAACACCGCCGCCACAAGAUCAUUACAAGUGACCCAUACGUUAUGGUUGGGGUAUCGGGCGCAAGAGUCGCCCGCACGCGCGUGAUUUCGAACAAUCAAAAUCCGAUAUGGAACGAACACUUCAAGAUUCCUUUGGCUCACCCGGCUGAAAAGAUUGAAUUUUACGUGAAAGAUGAUGACAUGUUCGGUGCUGAGUUUAUAGGGAUAGCAAGUGUUGAAGUAGAGAAGAUCUUGUCAGGUGAAACGAUCAAGGAUUGGUUUCCCAUAAUCGGAUUGUACGGAAAACCGCCAAAAACUGGAUGUGCCCUUCACGUCGAGAUGAAAUUUACGAAAUGUGAGCAGAUUGAUAAUAAACUCGGGGUUGAAAAUUGUUAUUUUCCGGUGAGGCAUGGAGGGAAUGUUACCCUUUAUCAGGACGCGCAUGUGCCGGAUUCGAGCUUGCCGGAGAUUGAAUUAGAGAAUGGGAAUUUGUUCAGGCAUGAGAAAUGCUGGGAGGAUAUAUGUCAUGCUAUAGUAGAAGCACAUCAUUUGGUUUAUAUAGUUGGUUGGUCGAUUUAUCAUAAGGUAAGAUUGGUGAGGGAGCCUUCAAAACCAUUGCCGAGAGGUGGGGAUUUGAAUUUGGGAGAAUUGCUCAAGUAUAAAUCACAAGAAGGUGUGAGAGUUCUGUUGCUGGUUUGGGAUGAUAAGACUUCUCAUAACAAGUUUUUUAUUCGCACGACUGGAGUGAUGCAAACUCAUGAUGAAGAGACGCGGAAGUUUUUCAAGCAUUCUUCAGUGAAUUGUGUACUGUCGCCGCGUUAUCCAGGCAGUAAGCUCAGCUUUUUCAAGCAGCAGGUUGUUGGGACCCUCUAUACACAUCAUCAGAAAUGUGUAAUUGUGGAUGCACAGGCAUCUGGAAACAACCGGAAGAUAACUGCUUUUAUAGGGGGUCUAGAUCUUUGUGAUGGCCGCUAUGAUACACCUGAACAUCGGUUAUUUCAGGAUCUCGACACUGUAUUUCAGGAUGAUUAUCAUAAUCCAACAUUUCCCGCAGGAACAAUGGGCCCAAGGCAGCCAUGGCAUGAUUUGCAUUGCAAAAUCGAAGGGCCUGCUGCAUAUGAUGUGCUUACUAAUUUUGAGCAGCGAUGGAGGAAAGCCUCAAAAUGGUCAGAGUUUGGACGAAGUUUUAAAAGGUCAACGCCUUGGCGCGACGAUUCAUUAAUAAAGUUAGAACGGAUCUCAUGGAUACAUGGUCCUUCCCCAUCAGUCCCCAGUGAUGAUCCUAAAUUAUGGGUGUCCAAUGAAGAUGAUCCUGAAAACUGGCAUGUUCAGGUUUUCCGAUCUAUAGAUUCGGGAUCUUUGAAAGGAUUUCCCAAAGAUGUUUAUCGAGCUGAAAAGCAGAACCUUGUUUGUGCUAAAAAUAUGGUCAUUGACAAGAGCAUUCAGACAGCAUAUGUUCAGGCAAUCAGAUUGGCCCAGCACUUCAUAUAUAUUGAGAAUCAAUAUUUCCUUGGGUCAUCGUUUGCGUGGUCAGAAUAUAAAAAUGCAGGUGCUGAAAAUUUAAUUCCUAUGGAGUUGGCAUUGAAGAUAGCAAGUAAAAUAAGAGCAAAGGAGAGAUUCGCUGUUUAUGUUGUGAUACCAAUGUGGCCUGAGGGUGCUCCCACUUCUGCCUCUGUACAAGAAAUUCUCUUUUGGCAGGGACAGACGAUGCAAAUGAUGUAUGAAGUGAUAGCAAAAGAGUUGAAAUCCAUGAAUCUUGAGAAUUCACAUCCACAAGACUACCUAAAUUUCUACUGUCUUGGUAAUAGGGAACAAGUGCCAGGUUCAGACAAGUCUUGCGACCAGACGGUUUCCAUGUCUCAAAAAUUUCAACGGUUUAUGGUUUACGUACAUGCAAAGGGAAUGAUAGUAGAUGACGAGUACAUAAUACUGGGAUCUGCCAAUAUUAACGAACGAUCUAUGGCCGGUUCAAGAGAUACUGAGAUAGCAAUGGGCGCAUAUCAGCCUCAUCAUACGUGGAGCAAUAAGAAGAGACAUCCACUAGGCCAGGUAUAUGGGUACCGAAUGUCUCUCUGGGCAGAACAUUUGGGGCUGGUUGAUAACUUGUUUAAAGAGCCUGGAAGUUUGGAUUGUGUCAAGAGCGUGAACAAAAUCGCUGAAGAUAACUGGAAGAAGUUCACGGCGGAGGAUUUUACACUAUUGCAAGGACAUCUUCUUAAAUACCCUGUGGAGGUUGAUGGCAAUGGCAAGGUAAGCCCUUUGCCAGGGCAAGAGACUUUCCCGGAUGUUGGUGGCAAGGUGCUUGGAGCCCGUACAAACCUUCCCGAUGCAUUAACUACAUAGGUUUCAGGGUUUCAGUUUUGUUAUCCGUUUCAUGUGGUUUUACUUUGCAGCUUAUACUGAUUCAAGCAACGUCUAGGUCAGCUGUGCCAAUUUUCUGUGGGCUACCAAUUUUGAAUUUAUUUAAUAGGAUUAUGAAUAAAAAGAUUAGACUGAUGAAAUUUGAAUCACAAAAACUACAAUAAUGUUGAUUAAAAUUGAAAGGCAUUAUACAAUAUUGGUUCACCCCA
Molecule: messenger RNA, 2948 nt
Organism: Populus trichocarpa (black cottonwood)
Lineage: Eukaryota; Viridiplantae; Streptophyta; Magnoliopsida; Malpighiales; Salicaceae
Product: phospholipase D delta
Exons: 10
Coding region: 220-2721 (833 amino acids)
Biological process (GO): phospholipid catabolic process; phosphatidylcholine metabolic process
Cellular component (GO): plasma membrane
Molecular function (GO): D-type glycerophospholipase activity; calcium ion binding
Source: RefSeq, a predicted model, not a curated record